This is a messenger RNA of Doryrhamphus excisus (bluestripe pipefish), 3604 nucleotides long. RefSeq names its product F-BAR and double SH3 domains protein 2-like. Gene Ontology annotation, biological process: neuromuscular synaptic transmission; regulation of actin filament polymerization. The record is from RefSeq and is a predicted model, not a curated record. Gene Ontology annotation, cellular component: neuromuscular junction; recycling endosome. Gene Ontology annotation, molecular function: protein binding. NCBI's taxonomy places the organism in Eukaryota, Metazoa, Chordata, Actinopteri, Syngnathiformes, Syngnathidae.
GUAGUUUCAUGAGUCAACAUGGCCGCUUGACGUGGUGUGUUUUCUGCUCCCCGGGGCCACAGUAGUGUUUUCAUCAACAGGGGCUACCCUCACUAUUUACCGGACUGUUCCGUGGCUGGACUUUUCUUUUGUCGACCUUGCCUCGAAGGAUUUAUCCAGAAAAAAACUUUUCGAACUUUUCUCGUAGUUUUUAUGUCCGAAAGGAAGGAUGCAACCCCCACCGAGAAAGGUCCGGGUCACCCAGGAGCUCAAGCACACUCACAACGAUCAGAUGAGCCAAUUGCACAUCAAACACCAGACAGAGUGUGACCUCCUGGAGGACCUGAGGACUUUCAGCCAAAAGAGGGCGUCUGUCGAGCGGGACUAUGCCCAGGCCCUGCAGAAGUUGGCCAAUCAGUACCUAAAGAGGGAAUGGCCCAGCAGCCUGUCGGGAGAAGAAGCAGAUCACAGGAACAUGUAUUGCGUCUGGAGGGCCUACUUGGAGGGUACAAUCCAGGUCACCCAGGCCAGGAUGAGCGCCUGCGACAACUACAAAGUGCAGGUUGCCGACCCCGCCAAGACAGCAAGGUUGCAGAAGGAGCAGCAGCUGCGCAAGUGUAUUGAGCAGCUUACCACCAUCCAAGCUGAGCUACAGGAGUCCGUCAAAGACCUGACCAAGAGCAGGAAGAAGUACCAGGAGGCAGAGACCAUGGCGCAGGCCGUGCGGGAGAAGGCCGAGCUGGAAGCCAAGUCCAAGCUGAGCCUCUUCCAGUCCAAAUCUAGUCUGCAGAGGGCAACUGUCAAGCUGAAAGCCAAGAGGAGCGAAUGCAACUCCAAAGCCACCCACGCCAGGAACGACUACCUUCUCACGCUAGCAGCCGCCAACGCUCACCAGCAGCGCUACUACAACACCGACCUCAGCGACUGCCUCAAGGUGUUGGACGGCAGCAUUUACGAGCAGGUGAAAGAUUACCUGGGGUCGCUGUGUCAAACUGAGCUGGAGACCUACCAGGCCGCACACAACGUCUUCAGCCGGCUCUCCAACAGCUCCAAUGGGGUGAUGCAGGAGUUCCAUCAGCAGAUGUUUGUGCAGAAGAAUCCCAUUUUCCAGAAAGUUGCAGACUUCUCCUACCAACCCAUUGACACGGAUACGGUGACACAUCUGCUGAAAGAGAGCGGCACGGCAGAGGAGCACAGCCUUGACAAGGAGGCCAGGAAAUGGGCGAGUCGCGUGGCUCGGGAGUAUAAGAGCAUCAUCCACACACAGAGGGUCCUGGAGGAAUUUGGCGCUCAGGAGAACGUGGAGCACAACGCGGGAGAGCUGGAGACCAAGAUGGAAGUGGCCCGGCAGAGUCUUCGGAGGGCCGAGAUGAUUAAAGCGAAAGCAGAGGCCCGCCUGGACUUGCUGAGGGAGGCGGGCAUCACCGUGGAAACGUGGCUGAAGAGCGCCAUGAACCAAGUGAUGGAGGAGCUGGAGAACGAACGCUGGAACAACCUGGGCAGCCAUGACCCUUCGCUAUCCGUAAGAUCCCGCUAUCCCUCCGCCCUCUCAGGCCCUACGUUUCACAUACAUGGCCGCUGGAAGUUCCUGUUUUGGUUUUGGAAGGGAACCGCCGACCUGGAGCGAGAGGAGGACGAGGAGGAGACGGAGGACAGCGGUGAGGUUUUGGAUGACAGCAGCUCCAGCCCCUCCAGUACACUGAAGAACUAUCCCCUCACGUGCAAAGUACUCUACUCCUACAAGGCCUCCCAGCCCGAUGAGCUCACCAUCGAGGAGCAGGAAAUCUUGGAGGUCAUCGAUGACGGUGACAUGGAGGACUGGGUGAAGGCCAAGAACCGGAGUGGACAGGUGGGCUACGUCCCAGAGAAGUACCUGCAGCUGCCGUCCACCAACAGCCUGCUGAGCAUGCUGCAGUCUUUGGCCGCGCUGGACGCCCGAUCCCAUUCCUCCAGUAACUCCACAGAACCCGAAAGUGAGCUCCCAACUGGCUCCGUCAACGGCGACUCCAGCGUGUCCUUCGCCAAGGCCCUGUACGACUACACCGGACAAACAGAAGACGAGCUCUCCUUCCCUGAGGGCGCCAUCAUCCGCAUCCUGAGCCGGGAGACACACGAGGACGACGGCUUCUGGGAGGGCGAAUUUAACGGCAUCGUUGGCGUCUUCCCUGCCGUUCUGGUAGAGGACCUGGCUAGUGGCAGCGAGAACGGAGAUGGACAGCGAGAGGGCAGCACUCGGUCUUCUCCCUGCUCGCUGGCCCACUGCGAGCGUUCCCCCCGUAGCCCUUUCCACUCUGGGCCGCUCCACAGCAGCCCGCUGCAGACGCCCACCCUGUCGUCGACGCAGUCCAGCCCCUGCAGCGCCACAGCCUCGCCCAUCGGCCGCCCUCCUUCCUAUCACAAUGGUCACCACAGGCCGGCGCCGCACAAAAGCCCCUUUCACAGUCCCGCCCAAGAAUCCCCUCAACCUCCCAAAUACCCGGAGGGUGGCUCAGGCACCAUCCGACCUGUCAGAGCAGCACCCCCGCCCCCGAAGCAGCACCCACGGGGACAGGUCAAGCGGCGGGAGGAGGUGGAGAUCACGCUGGUGUGAAGGCCAAGACAACGCCGAGUACCCCCACCCUCAACGCUCUCUGAGGACACUUUGGAGAAAGCUUCCUUCACCGGAAGAAGACUGCGGUGCCUUUUUCCCAAUCGGGACAGAAUCCACUUGUCCUAAAAAAAAAAAAAGACUCAUCAUUCAACCCAAAAUACACAAUGUACAGUAGCCACUGCUUCAUUUUGGUUCCAAUUCUGUUUCAAUCCAGUUUGUGUCGGAAUGGCUGACGGGGGGGGCGGGACGAGGCUGGUCCUGGCCACCGCUCCCCCUCCUGUCCUUCCCCAAACUCGUAGCUUGUGCAAUGUUCGGAAAGACUAACGGACCCCAUCCUCUUUUAUCUCUAUUGGUUUGCUGUUUGCAACACCUUUAAGGGUAAUGCAACGUUCAUUUUAAUUCCAAUUAAUUUUAAUUCUGACAUGGAAGCGUUCAUUUAAGGAGGGACUCCUACCUGAUUUAAAGGGAAAGCAAAUCUAUACUGUCACAAUGAAAGCACUUUUCGACGUCUUCGUAUUCCUUCUCAGUAUUGAUCUGUUGUGGAUGCUACAUUGUUCAUGUUUUAUUUCCAACAUGUCUCCUUUGUUUACCGGCCUGUAUUGGUAUAAAUACUUGUAUCGUGUUAUUUAGCCUUAAGUAGACAUCAUAGCGUCUUAUAGGUAACAACCUAUUGUUUUCUUUUUCAACCAUUUUAGUUUACAGAGAGCUUGGAGAUGGAUAUCUGUACAAAUGUUAGUGUUUGUAACUUUAGCGUUUAGAGUUAGGAUUUAAAUAAAACUAUUUAGUUCAUCUAAAACCGCAGAAAAAGAGAUAUCUGUCAGCCAUGUUGCUGUUUCUCGUUGAUCUCCUUGAGAUCUGAAUGACAUCAAACUUAUUUUUGAAGUUUGCAUUUACCGUCUUGUAUUGAAAGAAAAAAUAAAGAAGCUUUGUUUUGGUCCCUAUAUUCCAUGUUUAGUUCCACAAUGUUCUUCACAUUUACACACAAGUGGGUGUUUAACACUAUUUAUUGUAUAGAAAGAAAUGUGAAAUAAAGAU